Exophiala spinifera is the source of this 1131-nucleotide messenger RNA. RefSeq lists its product as uncharacterized. The transcript has a single exon. The coding region runs from base 1 to 1131 and encodes 376 amino acids. Lineage: Eukaryota; Fungi; Ascomycota; Eurotiomycetes; Chaetothyriales; Herpotrichiellaceae. Gene Ontology annotation, molecular function: catalytic activity. The record is from RefSeq and is a predicted model, not a curated record.
AUGCCUCUCGCCACGCGACACCUGGCCGACCUUGGUGCCCGAGUGAUAAAAAUCGAACGACCGGGCUCUGGUGAUUUUGUGCGUCAUCACGAUUCUCGUGUUCGUGGCAAACUAUGCAGCCACUUCGUAUGGACGAACCGCAAUAAAGAAUCGCUGGCGCUGGACAUCAAGAACGAGCGAGAUAUGAGGGUCCUAAAAAAGCUCGUCUGCGAGAAAGCCGACGUGUUUGUGCAAAACCUCAGGCCGGGUGAUGCUGAGAAGAUGGGUCUUGGUUACCAGGCGCUGAAGACGGCGAUGAACGAGUACGACCAGGAGCACCGGCGCGGUGACGCGUUGAUAUAUGCAUCAGUUAGCGGGUAUGGGUCAGAUGGGCCAUACGCGCACAAGAAGGCUUAUGACCUGCUGAUUCAAGCCGAGGCCGGCGUGCUGAGUAUCACGGGGACAGAGGGCGACGAGGGCAUGGCCAAGGUGGGCUGUUCGAUUGCUGAUAUUGCUGCCGGCAUGUAUGCGUACUCUAACAUUCUCGGGGCCAUUAUCCAGCGGCAGAAGACUGGGAAGGGAUGUGAGUUGGACAUUUCGAUGCUGGAGUCGCUCGUUGAGUGGAUGGGUUUUCCAAUGUACUAUGCACACGAAGGCCAAGCAGGCCCAAGCCGUGCAGGCGCAAGUCACGCGAGUAUCUAUCCUUACGGGCCCUUUUCGACUGGUGGAGGCGGGAAAGUCAUGCUCGGUGUACAGAAUGAGAGGGAAUGGAGAAUACUUGCCACGGAGGUGCUGCAGCGCGCCGAUCUAGUCCAGAACCCCAAAUUUAGCAAUACGGCAUCGAGAAGCGAGAACAGAGCCGAGUUGGAAGCGGUGAUCAGUGGAAUCUUCAGCCAGUGGAGUGCCGAUGAGGUGACGAAAAGACUUGAAGAGGCCGGCAUUGCGAACGCAAAGGUGAAUGAUAUGCAAGGCGUUUGGGAGCAUCCGCAACUCGAAGCACGGAGGAGAUGGAGAGAUGUUGAUACAGAGGCUGGGAAGAUCAAGGCGUUGAUGGCGCCGGGCAUGAGCGCUGAUGUUGAUGCUAGGAUGGACAAGGUGCCGGCCAUUGGGGAACAUAAUGAGAGUAUCUUGAAGGAGCUGGGAGUGUCGUGA